AUGGUUGAAAACGACACCAUCAGUCCUCCCCUCGACAAGGAGGCCACCACCACCAACGGCACCUCCACUGUUCCAACCCAGCCCCAGCUGUCGCACGAAGAGCAUGAGGUCGCCCGCGCCGCUGCUCGCUUUGGAUAUGGUCCCCUGGCCCACGUCAACACGGCCGAGGCGCGUCUGCCAGCCUUUGGUGGUGAGUUUCAGCCUGGUCUGUACCGUCCUGUGAGCGACCGCAAAAUCGCCAAUCCUGCUCCUUUGGGACUGUGCGGUUUCGCGUUGACUACUUUUGUGCUGGGUUGCAUCAACAUGGGCACCCGCGACAUUACCGCGCCGAGCAUUGUUAUUGGUGCUGCGUUUGGGUAUGGUGGGUUGGUGCAGCUGUUGGCUGGCAUGUGGGAAAUGGCCGUUGGUAACACCUUUGGUGCCACCGCGCUGUCCUCGUACGGCGGCUUCUGGAUUGCAUUUGCUAUCAUUUUGACUCCUGGUGGCUUCGACAUUGAGACCACGCUGAAUAAAGCUGGACCGGAGCAAUUCAACAACUCGCUGGGUCUUUUCUUAAUGGGCUGGUUCAUAUUCACCUUCCUCCUAUUCAUCUGUACCCUCCGCUCCACCGUCGCCUUCUGCCUCUUGUUCUUCUUCCUAGACCUGGCCUUUUUGUUGCUUGGAAUCGGUUAUCUGGUCCAAGACGCCGAAGGCAACCCCACCACCAACAUCAUCAAGGCUGGCGGCUUCUUUGCCAUCUUGGCCGCGUUUUUCGCUUGGUACAAUGCUCUAGCAGGUAUCGUGGACUCGAGCAACAGCUUCUUCAUCAUCCCUGUGGCGCACUUCCCUUGGUCAGAGAAGGGUCGUGAGCGUCGUAACAAGGUUGAGCGUGAGGUUGUUUAG
Molecule: messenger RNA, 882 nt
Organism: Talaromyces rugulosus
Lineage: Eukaryota; Fungi; Ascomycota; Eurotiomycetes; Eurotiales; Trichocomaceae
Exons: 3
Coding region: 1-882 (293 amino acids)
Cellular component (GO): plasma membrane
Molecular function (GO): acetate transmembrane transporter activity
Source: RefSeq, a predicted model, not a curated record